AUGAUGGCGAUCAUCGGAAUGUUUUUCCAGGACGGCUUGACCGGCUCUGCCUGGGGCGACUGGGCGCUCUACACGGGGUCUCCGUUGCGCGCGUUCGAGAGCGAGCUGGGCGUGCAGGCCCCUGUGGGCUACUGGGAUCCCCUUGGCCUGAGCGCCGACGGCGAUGCCGACUCCUUCAAGCGGCGCCGGGAGACCGAGCUGAAGCACGGACGGGUGUCGAUGCUCGCGACGAUGGGCUACAUCACCCCCGAGUAUUUCAAGUUCGCUGGCUACCUCUCGCCGUCCACCGGUCUGAAGUUCUCGGACGUGCCAAGCGGCCUUGGCGCGCUCGCAAAGGUGCCGGGAGCUGGCAUCUGCCAGUGGGUCAUCUUUUGCGGGCUGGUGGAGGUCAACUUCGGUUUCGGCGCCUUCAAACGGGGCAGCGAGCCAGGAAACUACGGGUGGAGGGCGAUCACCUCGACCGACCCCGAGACGAAGCAGAAGAAGCUCAACGCCGAGAUUGCGAACGGUCGCCUGGCCAUGAUGGCGAUCAUCGGCAUGUUCUUCCAGGACGGCCUGACCGGCGCUGCAUGGGGUGACUGGGCGCUCUACACGGACUCCCCGCUCCGCGCCGAGCCCGUCUCCGUCGCCGCCGCCGCCGCCGCGGCCGCCGCGGCCAAGGGCGCGGUGGCGGCGGGCUCCGCGAAGGCGGCGGGCGCCAUGGCGGCCUCGGGCGCGGCCGCGGGCGCGGGCGUGCUCAGGCAGGGGAAGACGGCGCCUGGCCUGGCCACCAGCUACGAGCCCUUCGGCCCGGGCCCAUUCGACCCCGCGAAGCAGGUGGGGGCGCUCCCGCCGCUCGGCUUCUGGGACCCUGCGGGCCUGUGCACGGACGAGGCCACCUUCCGCAAGUACCGCACGGCCGAGAUCAAGCACGCCCGCGUGGCCAUGAUGGCGGCCAUCGGCCUCACCGCGGCCCACGGCAACAAGUUCCCGUGGGUCAGCCCGGAGACCCCCUCCGGCCUGGCGGCCCUGCAGGAGCCGGCGGCCGCCCAGGCCUUCGGCAUCCUCUUCCUGACGGCGGGGUUCUACGAGCUGAAGUUCUGGACCGAGAGCGAGUCGAGGGCUCCCGGCGACUUCGGCGACCCCGCAGGGUGGACGACCACCUUCGGAGGCGUCCAGUUCGACGACGAGCUCCGCAAUCGCGAGCUCAACAACGGCCGCUUCUCGAUGUUCGCAGUCAUCGGGAUCCUGGUGGCGGAGCAGUGGACCGGCCUGGACGGGGUUGACCAGUUCGAUGCCGCCAUGAAGCGAUGGCAGGGGAUGGGCGGUUUCGAGAACUUCUGA
Prorocentrum cordatum is the source of this 1323-nucleotide messenger RNA. The record is from the annotation of a GenBank genome assembly. NCBI's taxonomy places the organism in Eukaryota, Dinophyceae, Prorocentrales, Prorocentraceae.